AAUCCGUGGGCUGGAUGCCGCUUUUCAGGAAAGCGCUCAGCAUACAAAAUUGCGGCUUUCCAUUUUUAUGACAUUCGCCAUAGAUAAGUAACAUAUUUGCCAACUCUUCGUUAGUAUAACGAGAACGCUCCAUCGUGUACCGCGUUUAUCAAUUCGUAUUACCGAUUACCUUUUGUUCGUCUCUGUGCUCGACGUUCUUUUCCUUGCGUGAAACGGUUGACAACAACGGAACGUCGAAAACGCGGUACACGAUGGAGCGUCCUCGUUAUACUAACGAAGAGUUGGCAAAUAUGUUACUCAUCUAUGGCGAAUGUCAUAAAAAUGGAAAGCCGCAAUUUUGUAUGCUAAGCGCUUUCCUGAAAAACGGCAUCCAGCCCACGGAUUUUUCCAUGCAUUAUUUACUCGCCUUGUCCAGCAUGGCACGUUACGUGCAUCAAGACGUCGACAUAAUGUGCAUCAUCGAAGAGCAGAAACCAUUAAUCAAGUGAGAGAGGCCAUUUUAGCAGAUCCGCACACUAACACCAGAAGUAUUGCGUAUGAUCUCGGUAUGGACCAUACCAAGGUACAUCGAAUAAUAAAGAAGGACUUAAGAUUGCAUUGUUUCAAAAGACAUGCAACACACAAGUUGCUCUACCAAGAUUUGCCCCGCCGACAUAGAUUUUGUGAUUGGAUAUCCGACCAGGUAAAUUGUAUAGUUUACUAAUGUAUUAGCCGUUUUGCUUUCAAAACUGUAAAAUGUACAAUACGAAGUCGUGGCACCAAACUUUCAUUUGUCGAAUAUUUCUCGUUGACGCGUUUUUAUAUGGUGCUCAUAUCACCGUUUCUUCUAAAGUCUUCGUGAUAAUACGUCAACCUGAGUAAUAAACACAAAACUAAUGAUACUUUCGAGCAAAUUGCACAAAAAAGAAAGACAUCAGAGAAUACAACAUACAUUAUUGCAUAUCUUUAUCAUACAGGUUGAUAUUGACGAUAUUGAGGAUGAUUACUUCCUGCGGAGUAUACUAUGGACAGACGAGUGCACUUUCCGCAGUGACGGUCGUAUUAAUCGUCAAAAUGAACAUCAUUACGCGGAAGAGAAUCCUCAUUGCAGGAAAGAAACACACGUCCAGGGAAAAUUUCAUGUUAAUCCUUGGAUGGGGAUUGUGGACGAUAUGAUUAUCGUACCGCACUUCUUUCCAGAAAAUAUUAAUAUUACGGUAGAAGAAUAUUCUAAUUUUCUGGAAGAACAACUGCCAAAGGAGGAUGUGGAAAAAGGUCGAUUUUUUGCCUACGAGUGGCAAGUGAAAUUCGAGUUUCAUAAAGUCAUGUAUACCUCAAAUAACACAAAAACAAUAGUCAUUUUUUCUAGAAUCACAGGGAACAUAAAAAAAUCAUAAGGAGUUUGUGAAAAAAUCACGGUCGCCAAGUAGAUUAUUGCUGGACUGUUCUGUGCUCUCGAAUCUCUAAGCACUCGAAUAGAAAUAUAUAAUUGAGAAUUUUGAGAUCGCUGAUUAUCAGUUUGAUGUCAGAAAUCUAAAUAACCAAUAUGGCGAACCACUAUGGUGGAUUGAACGUGGCAAACUUAUGGUGCAAAAUCUCGGAAAAAUCUCUGUAUCUCGUGAGAGUAUUUAAUAAUUCACUUUAAGAUAUUCUGAAUGCCUGAUACUGUUUUCGAAACCCGUGUGCCUCACGAGACCAUCCCCUCUCCACCGGAGCCGAAAUCUAACAUCACUGCGGCGCGUGUCGAGACUGUGGCCGUAAUAGUGG
This is a messenger RNA of Ooceraea biroi (clonal raider ant), 1746 nucleotides long. RefSeq lists its product as uncharacterized. Lineage: Eukaryota; Metazoa; Arthropoda; Insecta; Hymenoptera; Formicidae. Gene Ontology annotation, molecular function: nucleic acid binding. The record is from RefSeq and is a predicted model, not a curated record.